CCCCGUUGUUAUUUUACAGGCGGUGGUCGUGUGUGAAUUGCUUACCUAAGCAGGCCGACAUGGCUGUUGUACCCAUAUGAUUUGCUGGACACACCUCAAUUUUCUGGGCCACCUGAACAGUUCACUUCGAGUUUUGACGGCAAACCUGUCUCGACGCUCGUCUACUGUUCAAAAUCUCUAUCUAGUGCUCAAUACAUAACUUGUGGGAGAUAUCGCAUUAUACCGAUUUAGAGUGCUUGGCUUUAGUUGUGGAUUUCGACAUUUCUGCCCCUCAAUUUGCAAAGUGCGGGGCACAAUAUUUCACUUCACCGUCAUUGAAUAUCACGAUCUCGACCACAAUGUCGCACCUCAACUCCUGGGAAGAUGACCCAGCCGCGCAGGAGGAGAACCUCGCUCGCCAGGCUCAACAAAUGAACCUCAACGCCGCUGCGCACGCCAACACUUUCCGUCCCGGCGCAUCGUCAUUCACCCCGGGCGCACAAACUUUCCAGCCUGGCCAACAAUAUCCACAAUACGGCGGCGGAUAUGAUCAAGCCCAAUACCAGCAGUACCAAAACCAAGGCCAAGGCUACGGCCAGCAGCAGCAGCAGUAUGGCGGACAACAAGCCUAUGGGCAAUACGGCCAAGGUGGCUACGGGGGUGGUUAUAACCAAGGGGGGUACCAGCAAACAUACGGACAACAGAACUCUGGCUACGGGCAGCAACAACAAGCCGCCCAGCAGGCUUUCGUUCCAUCUCAGGUGCCGACCAUUGCGAAACGCUCCGACGCUCCCGCAGGUACAGCUGCGGCUGGAACACUAAACAAGCCUGUUGCAACCAAGGAGGGUGGCCCCAAGGUUCUUAGCAUCGGAGGCGACGCGCCAGCUCCAAAGGCCAAGGUUUUGUCGAUAGGACUCCCGGCAGUCAAGAAGGAGGAACCAAAGAAAGAGGAGGCUGCAAAGGCUGCAAAGGAAGCCGCACCCGCCGCAGGAAGCAAGGCUACCGCAACGAAGGCAAUCUCCAAAGCUGAUGGAGCUGCUACUGGAAAGACUUCGCCUGCUCCAUCUUCUGGACGCUCGAGCCCUAGCGCCGCUAUCGCUGAGAAGCAGGCAAAGAGGGAGGCUGAUGCUGUGGAGAAAGAGCAGCUUGCUGAUGUCGACCAAGAGACAUUGAAGGAAAUUUACGGAAAGGAGCACGUAAACAUCAUCUUUAUCGGUCACGUUGAUGCUGGAAAAUCGACCCUUGGUGGAAGCAUUCUCUAUGCUACUGGUAUGGUUGACGAGCGAACGAUGGAGAAGAAUAAGAAGGAGGCGAAGGAAAUGGGUCGUGAGACUUGGUAUCUUUCGUGGGCCUUGGAUCUGACCAAGGAAGAACGUUCCAAGGGAAAGACUGUAGAGGUCGGUCGUGGUUAUUUUGAGACCGACAAGCGCCGCUACAGUAUCUUGGAUGCUCCCGGUCACAAGACAUAUGUUCCUCACAUGAUUGGAGGUGCAUCCCAAGCCGAUGUAGGCAUUUUGGUUAUUUCUGCACGUAAGGGAGAGUAUGAGACCGGUUUCGAAAAGGGUGGACAGACAAGAGAGCAUGCUAUGCUUGCCAAGACUCAGGGUGUGAACAAGUUGAUUGUUGUUAUCAACAAGAUGGACGACCCAACUGUAGCCUGGUCAAAGGAGCGCUACACCGAGUGUACGACAAAGCUCGCAGCUUUCCUCAAGGGAACUGGAUACAACUUGAAGACGGAUGUCUUUUUCAUGCCUAUUGCGGCUCAGAUUACGGCUGGUAUCAAAGACCGCAUCCCUAAGGACCUGUGCAAAUGGUACGAUGGGCCAUCUCUUCUUGAGUACCUGGACAACAUGUCCGCAUUAGAGCGCAAGCUUAACGCUCCUUUCAUGAUGCCUAUCAACGGUAAAUACCGUGAAAUGGGAACCAUCGUUGAAGGAAAAAUCGAAGCUGGUGUUAUCAAGAAGGGGGCGUCGCUUGUCGUCAUGCCUAACCGCAACAACGUUGAAGUCGCGGCUCUUUAUGGUGAGACUGAAGAGGAAACUCAAAUCGCCCAGUCAGGUGACCAGAUUCGCGUCCGCCUGCGCGGCGUCGAAGAGGAAGAUGUGCUUCCUGGCUUUGUGCUGUGCUCGCCAAAGCGUCUCGUUCACUGCGUCACUGCCUUCGAGGCCCAGAUCCGCAUCCUUGACCUCAAGAGCAUUCUUUCUGCGGGAUUCAACUGCGUGAUGCACGUCCAUUCGGCAAUCGAGGAGGUCACCUUUGCAGCUCUGCUGCACAAGCUCCAGAAGGGCACUGGGCGCAAAUCAAAGGUACCACCGUCGCAUGCUAAGAAGGGAGAGAGCAUUAUCGCGCGUAUGGAGAUCAUUGGAGGCGCAGGGGCCGUCUGCGUGGAGAGGUUCGAGGAUUACCCUCAGUUGGGCCGUUUUACUUUGAGAGACCAGGGUCAAACAAUUGCCAUCGGCAAGAUCACGAAGCUCAUUACGGACCAGUCAGCAACAGCUUAAAGUAUAACGUAAUUUUUUGACUACCUAGACCAUUGACGGCCUACCGGGAAAAGGGGGAGGCAGAGGGGCACAGGUUGGAGAACUGUAGCUUCAUGAAAGGGAUUAUGCAUAUAUGAUAGAUUAAAAGCAAGUUACAG
Messenger RNA from Pseudogymnoascus verrucosus, 2617 nucleotides. RefSeq names its product translation termination factor GTPase eRF3 (gene SUP35). The record is from RefSeq and is a predicted model, not a curated record. Gene Ontology annotation, molecular function: translation release factor activity; GTPase activity; GTP binding. Bases 339 to 2480 code for a protein of 713 amino acids. Lineage: Eukaryota; Fungi; Ascomycota; Leotiomycetes; Thelebolales; Thelebolaceae. The transcript has 3 exons. Gene Ontology annotation, cellular component: translation release factor complex. Gene Ontology annotation, biological process: translational termination; nuclear-transcribed mRNA catabolic process, deadenylation-dependent decay; translation.